GUGACGUCACUUCUGGACGUCAAGAUGCGGCUCGGUGCGGCGAGAUGGCCAACACAAACAGUCCCAGCAUGUAAUAUGGUGCCCGCGAUGGAAGCCUGAACCCGGCCUCGUCAUCUCCACGACCACGACCGACGCGUUUCCGCUCCGCUAACCCGACGGGGGCGUUCGACCGGCGGCUGACGGCGUCGGCGGCGGCGCCCACCGCGAAGCUAGCGGUGCGUCUGGGGGCUCGAGCAGCCAUCUUUUAACGAGACAAAUGUUCGGGACGACGCGGCUUCGGCGGCGGGCCUGCUCGCUGGCCGGCCCCGGAGGCCGGAGCCUGGCGGCCGGGGUGCUUGUGGUGCUCGUGGCGGCGGCGGGGCUCCCCGGAGGCUCGGCGGCGGACAAGGAGUGCGACAAGCCGUGCGUGAACGGCAAGUGCAACGCGGCGACGGGCGGCUGCGUGUGUUCCCCCGGCUGGGUCGGGGACCAGUGCCAGCACUGCGGAGGAAGAUUCAGGUUGACGGCGCCCUCCGGCUUCCUAUCGGACGGACCCGGGAACUACAAGCACAAGACCAAAUGCACUUGGCUCAUUGAAGGACGUCCAAAUUCCGUCCUUCGCUUACGCUUUGAACAUUUUGCCACCGAGUGCAGCUGGGACCACCUUUACGUCUAUGAUGGCGACUCCAUCUACGCCCCCCUGCUGGCCGCUUUCAGCGGUCUGAUCAUUCCCGAGAGUUACGGCAACGAGACGGUUCCAGAGGUGGCGUCGCAGUCUGGCUUCGCCUUGCUGCACUUCUUUAGCGACGCCGCCUAUAACCUGACCGGAUUCAACAUUUCAUACAGGGUGAACACGUGUCCCAACAACUGCUCGGGUCGGGGCGAGUGCCGCCUAGCCGACGCCACGGGGGCGCCGCGGUGCCAGUGCCGAGACGGCUGGAAGGGCGACGCCUGCGACGUGCCUUACUGCCCUGACGACUGCGGGUUCCCCGAGCGAGGUCGCUGCCGGGAGAAGACGUGCGACUGCUUGCGGGGUUGGCAAGGCCCCGGCUGCUCCGUGUCCGUCCCGGCCGACUCGGGUUUCUGGAGCCGGGAAGCCUUCGCCUCCGAGCCGGGCCUGGCCAGGGCCUCGCACAAGGCGGUGGUGGAGCAGGGCGUCAUGUGGGUAAUCGGCGGAUACGUCUUCAACGCCUCCGACUAUCACAUGGUCAAAGCGUUUAAUUUAAGCAGCCAGUCGUGGCUGACGUUGGACCCGUCCGUCAACACCGUCCCACCUCGAUACGGACACUCGGUGGCGCUUCACGAGGGCAAAGUGUACAUGUACGGCGGUAAGAUGGAUUCCACGGGGAACGUGUCCAGCCAGCUGUGGGUGUUCCACGUCCAGAACCAGACCUGGGUUCUCCUGAGCCCGCGCAUCAAGGAGCAGUACGCCGUGGUGGGGCAUUCGGCCCACGUGGUAUCCCCCCUGCAGGAGGGGGACGCCCCCGUCAUGCUGGUGCUCUUUGGACACUGUCCUCUCUACGGCUACAUGAGCCUGCUGCAGGAGUACAACAUUCACCGCAACCAGUGGAGCGUGGUGCCCACCGACGGAGCCCUGAUCCAGGGCGGCUACGGCCACAGCAGCGUGUUCGACGACGCCACCCGGGCCAUCUACGUGCACGGCGGCUACAAGGCGUUCAGCGCCAACAAGUGCGGCCUGGCCGGAGACCUCUACCGGCUGGACGUGGACACCAGGAAGUGGACCAUUUUGAAGGACAGCGGCUCCUUCCGCUAUCUCCACACGGCCGUGAUAGUGAGCGGGACCAUGCUGGUUUUCGGUGGAAACACGCACAACGACACCUCCAUGAGUCACGGCGCCAAGUGCUUCUCCUCGGACUUUAUGGCCUACAGCCUGGCAUGCGACGAGUGGACGCCACUGCCGCGGCCUGAGCUCUUCCACGACCUAAAUCGCUUCGGCCACUCGGCGGUCGCCAGUGACGGGGUGAUGUACGUGCUGGGCGGUUUCAACAGUCUUCUUCUGAGCGACAUUUUGGCGUACACGUCCCCGCGCUGCUCGGCCUUCUCCAGCGCGGCCUCGUGCGCGCAGGCCUCUGCGGGCCUUCACUGCUUGUGGAACAGCAGCCAGGCUUCCUGCGUGCCUUGGGAGGGAAACGCCAACCCGGAGCAGCAGCAGCAGCAGCAGCAGAUGCUCCUGUCCUGCAACACCAGAUCCUAUGCUGACAACGAGCGCUGCGACCAGUACACGGAUUGUUACAGCUGCACGGCCAACACCAACGGCUGCCAGUGGUGCUCCGUACAGUGCGUCUCCCUCGGAAGCAACUGCACCGCCGCUUCGGGUCCCGUGCUGGACUUUGACAGCUGCCCAAAAGACAACCCGUCCUACGUUUGCAACAAGAAGACCAGUUGCAAGAGCUGCGCCUUAGACCAGAACUGCCAGUGGGAACCACGCAACCAGGAGUGCAUCUCGCUACCUGAUAACGUGUGCGGCGAGAGCUGGCACCUGGUGGGCAACUCGUGCCUGAAGUUUCUGACCGCCAAGGACUCUUAUGACAACGCCAAGCUGGCGUGCCGCGGCCACAGCGCCGUGCUAGCUUCCCUCACCACGCAGAAGAAGGUUGACUUUGUCCUCAAGGAGCUGCAGAUCAUGAGCGUGGUGUACAAGGCGAUGGUGACUCCCUGGGUGGGCCUGCGCAAGAUCAACGUGUCGUACUGGUGCUGGGAGGACAUGUCGCCGUUCACCAACACGUCGCUGCAGUGGCUGCCCGGCGAGCCCAGCGAUGCCGGAUUCUGCGGAUACCUGGCCGAGCCCGCCUCCAGUGGACUGAAGGCGCAGACCUGCAUCAGCCCCGUCAACGGGAGUCUGUGCGAGCGGCCGGCCAACCACAGCGCCAAACAGUGUCGGACGCCGUGCGCCACGCGCGCCACCUGCAGCGAGUGCACCAGCAGCAGCUCGGAGUGCAUGUGGUGCAGCAACAUGAAGCAGUGCGUGGACUCCAACGCCUACGUGGCCUCCUUCCCCUUCGGCCAGUGCAUGGAGUGGUACACCAUGAGCACGUGUCCACCCGAGAACUGUUCGGGCUACCGUACGUGCGGCCAGUGCCUGGAGCAGCCGGGUUGCGGCUGGUGCACGGACGCCAGCAACACGGGCAAGGGCCAGUGCAUGGAGGGCUCGUACCGGGGACCCUUCCAGACCUCCGUGCCGGCGCCCUCCACUCUGCCGGGCCUCCCCGCCGACCCGCCGCCCGCCCUCAACGCCAGCAUGUGCCCUGGCGAGGCCCUCUACAACUGGUCCUUCAUACACUGCCCAGCGUGUCAGUGUAACGGGCACAGCCGCUGCGUCAACGAGAGCGUGUGCGAGAGGUGCGAAGACCUGACCACGGGACGCCACUGCGAGAGCUGCAUCUCGGGCUUCUACGGAGACCCCACCAACGGCGGCAGCUGCCAGCCAUGUAAAUGCAACGGUCACGCCAGCAUGUGUAACACCAACAAUGGAAAAUGUUUCUGUACCACCAAGGGCAUCAAAGGAGACCGCUGCCACUUGUGCGAGCUGGAAAACCGUUACCAAGGCAACCCGCUGAAAGGCACCUGCUACUACACCCUGCUGAUCGACUACCAGUUCACCUUCAGCCUGUCUCAGGAGGACGACCGCUAUUACACGGCCAUCAACUUUGUGGCCACGCCCGAGGAACCCAACCGAGACUUAGACAUGUUCAUCAACGCGUCCAAGAAUUUCAACUUGAACAUCACCUGGGCCGCCAGCUUCACAGCGGGCACGCAGAGCGGCGAAGAGAUCCCCAUCGUGUCGCGCAGCAACAUCAAGGAGUUCAAGGACAGCUUCUCGAAUGAGAACUUUGACUUCCGCAACAGCCCCAACAUCACCUUCUUCGUCUACGUCAGCAACUUCACCUGGCCCAUCAAGAUACAAAUCGCCUUCUCGCAGCACAGUAACUUCAUGGACCUCGUUCAGUUCUUUGUCACCUUCUUCAGCUGCUUCCUGUCUCUGCUGCUGGUGGCCGCCGUGGUUUGGAAGAUCAAGCAGAGCUGCUGGGCGUCGCGGAGACGAGAGCAACUGCUGAGGGAGAUGCAGCAGAUGGCCAGCCGGCCUUUCGCCACCAUCAACGUCGCCUUGGAGACGGACGAGGAGCCGCCAGACCUGAUUGGAGGAAACGUCAAGUGCGUUCCCAAGCCGAUUGCGUUGGAGCCAUGUUUUGGGAACAAAGCGGCCGUGCUUUCCAUUUUCGUUCGUCUACCGCGAGGCAGCGGAGGAAUCCCGCCGCCGGGGCAGUCGGGUCUGGCCAUGGCGAGCGCUCUGGUGGACGUUUCGCAGCAGAUGUGUUUGGGCUUCAAGGAGAAGUCGGGAGGCCUGCGCAGCCGCAAGCAGCAGCCCAGCGCUCAGCCCUCCACCUGCAUCUGACCUCCCGGCGGCUCGGCCGCCGAACCCCGCCUCCUCCCUCCCUCGGAGACUUCUCACCCGGAAGUGGUGCAUGCUGCGGGACGCAGGAUGAGAAACAGUCUUGACCCCACUUUCAUGCUGCUAGAAGAGAUUGUUCGUCUCGUCCCAUCCAAGACUACUUGGUUUUCUCCUCGUUUUGUUUUUGUUUUUUUUGGGCUUAGUUGGAAGGACAUUUUUUGGAGCCAACAAUGACGGAGCCCCCGAGUAGCAUCCCUGAGGACUCCCCGGACCUCCUUACAAGCUUCCUCAAAGAGUCCAUCCUGUUCUGUUCCUAAUUUGAAAUACCUGGAGGACGGACGCUUUGCUCUCUCACGGAUUGGACGCAUCCCCAGAUGGUCGGAAGGGAUUCCUCCUCCAAAGGUAACCGUGGCGAUUGACGAGCUCCUGUUGGUCCAGGUCAGUCCGGCACCUUUUAGGCAAUGGAGUUAGCUCCAAGCUAGCUCUUUGCGUUGUUUGUUUUUAAUUGUGGGGGGCGGGGGG
Hippocampus comes (tiger tail seahorse) is the source of this 4912-nucleotide messenger RNA. It is a transcript of the gene atrn, whose product is annotated as attractin. The record is from RefSeq and is a predicted model, not a curated record. Gene Ontology annotation, molecular function: protein binding. Gene Ontology annotation, cellular component: Golgi apparatus. NCBI's taxonomy places the organism in Eukaryota, Metazoa, Chordata, Actinopteri, Syngnathiformes, Syngnathidae. The transcript is spliced from 29 exons. Bases 257 to 4393 code for a protein of 1378 amino acids.